AACUCGCAAGCGAGUGAAAAUAAACGAACACUUACAAUUUAUUAAUGCUCUGUAGGCUUUCAAAAAUUUUAUCCAAAUAAAUUUCGCCUCAUAACCGCCCUGGAUUAAAGGAAAGACGGAAAUGCAAAUUCGUGAUAUUUCUAUCUGCUCUCAAAUCAGGAGGAUUGUUUAUGGAUUAUGACUGUUAUUCUCGCACUGGUGUGUGAUAUUUUAACGAACAAACAAAAAAGUCACGGAUCAAUAAGUAAACAACGUGCAUUAGAUGAACUACGUGCGAUUCGUGAGAGUGGUCUUCGAGAAAACGAGAAAGUUAUUGAUCUAUGGAAGUUAUCCCUCUUUGAUCAUAUAGACAAGCUGAGUUAUGAA
This is a messenger RNA of Schistosoma intercalatum, 366 nucleotides long. Lineage: Eukaryota; Metazoa; Platyhelminthes; Trematoda; Strigeidida; Schistosomatidae. The record is from the annotation of a GenBank genome assembly.